UGAACCGACAUGAACCUGACAUGAACCAUUCACGGCAUCGACUCGAUUUGGACCGUUGCUUCUGAAUUGCAUUCCCACGUUUCACUCACCCCACAACAGCAACACACACACACACCCCCGCGACGAACUCAUCCCCGCAGCAAUGUCGCCCCUCAUCCGCGCCGUCGCCCGCUCCUCCAGGCCGCUGGCCGUUGUUACCCGCACCCGGGCGUUUUCGGCGGCUGUCGUGACACGGCAAGCCACUCCCACCACCCAAUCCACCCACGAAGACUCUCUCGUCGGGUUCCGGGAAGAAGGCCAGAUCCCCACCAACCACGAGCUGAUGACCGGCAACGAGCGCUACGAGUACCUCGCUCGUUUGGCGGGCAAGGAGCCGUGGGAGGAAAUGCAGCCAAUCUACCUUACUGCUCGUGGGACGACGGCGAACCCGAUUGUGAUUAAGGGUGCGGAUCCGGAGAGAUAUAUUGCGUGUACUGGCUUCCCAGCGGACUCCCAUGAAGCGAUAUGGUUGACCAUUCGUGACCAUGGCAAGAAGAAGGCGGACAGGUGCCCGCACUGCGGGAAUGUGUUCAAAUACGACCAGGAACAUAGCCACGGUCACCAUUAGGAACUUUUUCUGAUUGACUCUGACGAAAUUACAAAUACUUUAUGCAAACCAUGUUUCUGCGAAGUGUGCUCAAUCGAAACGGCCUUGAUUGUGUG
This is a messenger RNA of Fimicolochytrium jonesii, 702 nucleotides long. RefSeq names its product cytochrome c oxidase subunit VB-domain-containing protein. Bases 143 to 607 code for a protein of 154 amino acids. The transcript has 3 exons. Gene Ontology annotation, biological process: mitochondrial electron transport, cytochrome c to oxygen. Gene Ontology annotation, cellular component: mitochondrial envelope. NCBI's taxonomy places the organism in Eukaryota, Fungi, Chytridiomycota, Chytridiomycetes, Spizellomycetales, Powellomycetaceae. The record is from RefSeq and is a predicted model, not a curated record.